Molecule: messenger RNA, 699 nt
Organism: Paramuricea clavata
Lineage: Eukaryota; Metazoa; Cnidaria; Anthozoa; Malacalcyonacea; Plexauridae
Source: the annotation of a GenBank genome assembly
AUGGCCACUUCAAGUGGGUCUAUGGUACAACCCAUGCCACCUUUUGAUCCGGACAACGAAAUUGGAACAAAUCUCGCUCCAAAACGGAAGAUAUGGAUAGAAGAUUUUCAGAUGUAUCUAGUCGCAACGGGCAUAACUGACAAGGAACGACAACGUGCAUUGCUUUUGUAUCAAGCUGGCGCGCGGGUUCGUGAAAUAUUUCGCCAGCUCUCGAACACUGGGGAUGAUUUGGAAACAGCAGUGGCAAAGUUGAACGAAUACUUUGAACCCCAAAAGCAUCGCCUUUAUGAGGUAUACAAAUUUCGCCAAGCCGCUCAAGAGAACAAUGUAUCAAUUGAUCAAUACCAGACUCGGUUGCGAAGCCUAGCCGAACGAUGCCAGUUUGAGAAUAUGGACUUUGAAAUUAUGCUACAAAUUGUCCUAAAAGGAUCAUCAAGCCGACUUCGAAAGCAAGCGUUACGGGACCCUAAAAUGACGCUCAAAGAUUCACUGAUCGCCGGUAGGCAGAUAGAAAUGAGUAACUUUCAAGUGGCCGACAUUGAACAAAAACAACUUGAACGGCAGGAACUAAACGUUCUACGGAAAACACGCGUCAACAGCCUUCCAAAGGCACUUGUCGAAAUUGUGGCGGAGAAUGGCCACACGAGAAGGGCAAUUGUCCUGCUCGUGGCAAAGAAUGCAGAAAGUGUGGCAAGAUGA